Molecule: messenger RNA, 3545 nt
Organism: Dermatophagoides farinae (American house dust mite)
Lineage: Eukaryota; Metazoa; Arthropoda; Arachnida; Sarcoptiformes; Pyroglyphidae
Gene: Hira
Product: histone cell cycle regulator-like protein
Biological process (GO): regulation of DNA-templated transcription; DNA-templated transcription; chromatin remodeling
Cellular component (GO): HIR complex; nucleus; chromatin
Molecular function (GO): protein binding; nucleosome binding
Source: RefSeq, a predicted model, not a curated record
UGGAGUGAAUAAAUUUCAUAUAAUUUUGGUCAUAUUAUCACGAGUGAAAUUUAUUUUAAUCUAUAAUUUAUUUACAAAUGUUUUUCAUUAUAUAAAUAUGAAGAUAAUCAAACCUAUUUGGGUCAAACAUGAACAUAAAGGUAUACCUCUUUCAAUAUUUUCCAUUGAUAUUCAUCCGGAUGGUACCCGAUUCGCCACUGGCGGCCAAGGAAAUGAUUGUGGCCGGGUCGCAAUCUGGAAUCUUUCAGCUGUCAUAUCGACCACAGUAGAAAAUGAUGAAAAUCAACCAAAACUUUUAUGCCAAAUCGAUAGUCAUCUUCAAUGUGUCAACAGUGUAAGAUGGUCACAUACGGGCAAUUAUUUGGCUUCAGCUGGUGAUGACAAAUUAAUUAUGAUAUGGCAACUAGGUGGAAGAUAUCAAGGGAAUACCGAACAUUACCGCACAGUUUCUACAUUACGUAGUCAUUCGGGUGAUAUCCUAGAUUUGAGCUGGUCUCAUGAUGACCAAUAUCUAGCCUCUUGUUCAAUCGAUAAUAUGAUUGUCAUUUGGAAUGCACAACGUUGGCCCGAGAUAGCGAAAAUUCUCAAAGGACAUUGUGGCUUAGUUAAGGGCGUCACUUGGGAUCCUAUUGGAAAAUAUCUUGCUUCACAAUCGGCUGAUAAAACUUUGCGGAUAUGGCGUAUUUCCGAUUGGUCUGAAGAAGUUUGCAUCAAAGAACCAUUCGAACAAUGUGGUGAUACAACACAUGUUCUUCGACUUUCAUGGUCACCUGAAGGACAAUAUUUGGUGUCAGCACAAGCGAUGAACAAUUGUGGUUCAGUUGCUAAAAUAAUUGAACGUCAAGAUUGGUCUUUUUUACGUGAUUUUGUUGGCCAUCGAAAAGCAAUACCAUGCGCACGUUUCAAUCCAAAUAUGUUUAAAUUUUUUUUAAAAUCUAAAAAGAAAAGGAAUCAAAAUGAAGCGGAAACAAAUAACAACGAUGUGAAAGAUAAUCAAAAACAGAAAUUCAAAACUCAUUGCAUCUGUGCUCUUGGAUCGCGUGACCGUUCCAUUUCAAUCUGGUCAACGGCUAGACAACGGCCAUUGGUCGUUAUGGAUGAUGUUUUCGGUAACUCUGUUGUCGAUUUAUCAUGGUCAAGAUGUGGUUAUCAACUUUUAGCUUGUUCAGUCGAUGGUGGUGUGAUUUGCUUUCAAUUUGAUUCCGAAGAAUUGGGUUCAAUUUACGACCAAGAAGAACGUGUACAAUUUUUACAACAAUUGUAUGGAAAUUCAUUAUUUUCACAGACAAAUUCCAUUGGAAAUAGAUUGAUCGAAGAUAUGGACAUUUUAUUGUUGCAGCAAAAAGAUCUUAAGAAAUCUGAAGCACCGCAAAAUGGAUUAUCGUCCAAUUCAAAUGGCUCAGUGAAGCAUUUGGAAAAUUCAAACAAUCAAAAUGAUGGCGAACAGAAAAAGACUGUAAAUACAAUACUAUCAAAAUCUUCCUCUACCUCGUCAUCAUCAUUAUCGAUGGCUGAAAACAAAGAGCCACCGAAAUCGUCGACAAAUCUUAGCCCCGGACGACUAGCAAAAGGUCCCACCGAUAAACAAAUUGAAAUUCGAUCAGCUGAUGGUCGUCGUAGAAUAAUACCAUUAUUCAUACCUCCAACAACUGCAACGACAGAUUCGACCGCUAACAAUACCGAUACAAAUAAUUUGAUGAAUGAUCAACAAAAACCUCUUUCCAGUUCGGUCUCUUCUCGUCCCAUUUCAUUCAGCUCUUCAAGUGAAUCUAAGAGUAAAAUUGUUAUUGAAACAUUGGAUGAAUCUAAUCCUGGAUCAAAUUUACGCGAAGCAUAUCAAUAUUUGAAUAGUAACUCUUUUAAUGGAUUUGGAAAAUCUUUGAAUUCAAAUGCCAGAGAUUCAACAGAAGCAACAGCUAAAAUGCAAACGAAUGACGACUCUGAAAACAAUGGAGAAAAUCUAAAACAUUCAUCUUCGAAUAAUGUGGCUUCAUCGACCAAUCAAAACUUUGUACAAUCCAAAUCAUCUGAUGAGUCUUCUGAUGAUGAAAUUAUCAUUAAACGUUCUAAAUCAUUGAAACGUCUUCCUAGCAAAACAUCAACGUCAAUUGAACCGCAAGUAAAACGCAAAAAAAACAAAUCAACUUCGGGUGCUCAAGAUCAAAUCAAUACUACGACCAUUUCGAAUAAUGAUUUAGCAAAGUGUACAGAGCCAAAGAUUUCUUCUUUCACAAAAUCUUCAUCGUCUAUCAUUAACAUCACUACCGCCAAACCCACUCCUUCAUCGAAUCUUAAUGUUCAGAUGACAAUGACUAAUGGGCAACAUUCAUCACAAAUUUCUUCUCCUCAAAAUCUCAUUUUUCCACCAUUACGAUUACCUAGACAAAAUCAUUCUAGCAUACGAUUGUUUACAAGAUCUGAAGAUGGUAAACAAUUCGCGAUAAACAUUGAAUAUCCACUAUCAUCAAGUGGUAUCUGUAAAUUAUCUGCAUUCGUCCAUGACCAACUUCAAUGGUCAGUAAUAAUUUCGGAUCCAAUAUUAGCUGUUGCUGGCAGCGAAGAAUUGGUCGCCUGUUUUUGUCAGGAUUAUUCCAUACAGAUUUUUCAUUCAACCGAUGGACGACGAUUAUUCGUUCCUGUCAUUCUAGAUUCUCCAGUUGCACGAAUGACUUGUGCGAAUAAAUUUCAUCUUUUAAUGAUAACAAGUAAUGCUCGUUUAUGGCUUUGGGAUUUUCGUAUCCCAAAAGUUUUAGUUCAUGGCGAAAGCUUGGCUCCACUUUUGAUUGAUCCAAAAAAGUCUGAGCAAUUCUCCAUACAAAGUGCAUCAGUAUCGAGUACUUCGAAACCGGUUGUUACUGUUUCGAAUGGACGAACAUAUAUUUUCGAACCAGAUUUUCAAUCUUGGUGCCUUCUAAAUGAUUUGAACGAUCCAUUAAAUUCUUGUACCGAACUUCGUCCUUGUGCAGUAAAUACUAUCAAACAACUUUCAUCAUAUUCGAAAUUUCCAAGUCGCUCUAUUAUGAAUUUUUUCUCUUCAAACAUACCGAUGGCACAACAAAGCGCCUUGAGUUUCAUGGAAAAACAGAUUGAAAUCGCUAAACUUAUUGGAUCACCAGAUGAAUAUCGGUAUUGGAUUUUAAAUUUUGUGAAACAAUUAGUCUCAAUGUAUUCGAAUGGUGGUGGCAUGCAUACGUCAAAUAUUGAAAAUCGUUUGAAAGAACUUUGUUCUAAUUUACUUGUUUCACCAUUUUCUCAACAUUUGUUGGAACAAAAAAAUAUUCAAUCCAGUGCACAAAGCAUUGCUGGUGGUGUAAACAAACAUAAUUUAUUAAGAGAAAUUCUUCCAAUAUUAGCCACGAAUUUAGGCCUACAAAGAUUAUAUCUAGAAUUCAAAGAUUCACUAGAUUCAUUCACUAAUACUAAUAAGGAAUCAAUAUUGAAAAACCCGUUUUCCAAUCGAAUGAAAUCAACUAAUAAUGAUGAGAGUGUGAAUAAAAAUGGAGAUGAACAAAAACCAGCCAAUUAAUUGAUUAGCAAAAUUUUUA